Molecule: messenger RNA, 1659 nt
Organism: Adineta steineri
Lineage: Eukaryota; Metazoa; Rotifera; Eurotatoria; Adinetida; Adinetidae
Source: the annotation of a GenBank genome assembly
AUGGGUUUCUUUAUUAAUGAUCUGAAUCGUGAUAUUCAAAGACUCCAUACAGAACAAUUCGGUGGUCAUCAAUCAGAUAAAACAUUUAUAGUUUAUCGUGGACAAGGUCUUUCGAAAGAAGAUUUUACUAAAAUGACAAAAACUGAAGGUGGACUUCUCUCAUUUAAUAACUUUUUAUCGACUAGUAAAAAUCGUGAUGUUUCUCUCAAUUUUACACAACAAACCACUACAAAUCCUGAUAUUGUUGGAAUUCUAUUUGUUAUAUCAAUUAAUCCUACGUAUUCAACAACUUCAUUUGCUUCUGUUAGUGAUGUUAGUUAUUUUCAUACGAAAGAUGAAGUUCUCUUCUCUAUGCAUACCAUUUUCCGUAUUAGAGAUAUUAAACCAUUGGAUGAAAAUAAUCAUCUAUAUGAAGUAAAUUUAACAUUAAUCAAUGACAAUGAUCAAGAUUAUCGUACUCUUACUGAUCGUAUCAAACAGGAGAGUUUUCCAGAUUCGAAAGGGCAGUAUAGGUUAGGAUUACUACUAACUAAAAUGGGUCAAUUCAAUAAGGCUCAAGAAGUGUAUGAAGUUUUACUUCAUCAAACAACGAAUGAUAGUGGCAAGGGACCUAUUUAUUAUCAACUAGGUUCGAUCAAACGUAAUCAAGGAGAAUAUCAAGAAGCACUUAGAUAUUAUGAAAAAUCACUUGAUAUCGAUCAAAAAAUACUUCCUUCUAAUCAUCCAGAUUUGGCUUCUUCCUACGUGAGCAUCGGUAUAGUAUAUGAUAGCAUGGGUGAUUAUCCAAAAGCACUUUCUUAUUAUGAGAAAGCUCUUGAAAUUCAACAACAAACGCUUCCUUCCAAUCAUCCUGAUUUGGCUUCUUCCUAUGGCAGCAUCGGUUUAGUAUAUUGCAACAUGGGUGAUUAUCCAAAGGCACUUUUGUCUCAUGAAAAAGCCCUUGCAAUUCAGCAACAAUCACUUCCUUUCAAUCAUUCUGAUUUAAGUACAUCCUAUAUCAACAUCGGUAGUGUGUACUACAACAUGAGUGAUUAUCAAAAAGCACUUUCUUAUUAUAAAACAGCUCUUGCUAUUCAACAAGAAUCACUUCCUUCCAAUCAUCCUGCUUUUGCUUUAUCCUAUAUGGGCCUUGGUUUGGUGUAUAAGAACAUGGGUGAUUAUUCAGAGGCACUUUCUUAUUAUGAGAAAGUCCUUGAAAUUCAACAACAAACACUUCCUUCCAAUCAUCCUGAUGUGGGUGCAUCCUAUACCAACAUCGGUAGUGUGUACUAUAAUAUGGGUGAUUAUCAAAAAGCACUUUCAUUUUAUGAAAAUGCGCUUGCAAUCAAACAACAAUCACUUCCUUCCAAUCAUCCAGAUUUGGCUUCUUCCUAUGUGGGCAUCGGUAUAAAAUACAAUAGCAUGGGUGAUUAUCCAAAAGCACUUUCUUAUUAUAAAACAGCCCUUGCAAUUCAACAAGAGUCACUUCCUUCCAAUCAUCCUAAUUUAGCGUCGACCUAUGAUAACAUGGGUGUGGUGUAUGAGAAUAUGGGUAAAUAUUCAGAAGCUCAUUCAUUUUAUGAACAUGCUGUACAAAAUGGACAACAAUCAUUACCAUCAAAUCAUCCUAAGCUUCAAAAAUGGAGAGAAAACCUCGAACGUUUAAAAACGAAAUUAUAA